This is a messenger RNA of Cydia splendana, 2065 nucleotides long. Its product is annotated as zinc finger protein 431-like. The coding region runs from base 138 to 2033 and encodes 631 amino acids. The transcript is spliced from 5 exons. The record is from RefSeq and is a predicted model, not a curated record. Gene Ontology annotation, cellular component: nucleus. Gene Ontology annotation, molecular function: zinc ion binding; RNA polymerase II cis-regulatory region sequence-specific DNA binding; DNA-binding transcription factor activity, RNA polymerase II-specific. NCBI's taxonomy places the organism in Eukaryota, Metazoa, Arthropoda, Insecta, Lepidoptera, Tortricidae. Gene Ontology annotation, biological process: regulation of transcription by RNA polymerase II.
UUUGUCCACCGCGCAUACAAAGUUGUGAAAAUUGCGCGUUGUAUUAUAAUUGGGUUAAGACUUAAGAACAGCUAUUUUACUCGUAUUUUAAUAUAAGAUCGUUGAAGAACGUAUUGAAGUUUGAAGUAACUAAUACGAUGGAAUCUAUAAACCAGUGCCACUGCUGCCUGCAGCGGCCUUCGGCGAAAGAUUUGAGGACACCGUAUACUCGUCUCGGCAUAACGGAAAUAUACUCGGUCAUGAUCGAAGAAUGCUUUGUAAUCACACUAACACCAAGCGACAAUGGCAAGAGUGGUAUCUGCGAGGUGUGUCUGGGGCGGCUGCGGGAGGCGUGCCUCUUCAAGAUGCAGGUGCAGUACUGCCAGGCCGAGCUGCAGGAGAGGUUAGAGGGAGGACUGAUUGUCAAAGAUGAGGAGUGCUGGGACCAGCCGCCUGAAGAUGGCGCGUGCAGCGAGCCUUCUUUAUUGUCUUCAGCCGGCGAGUACGGAGUUAGCUCGGCGCCUCUGUCCCUGCGCUGUAGGCAGCAGCUCGCGCUGGCGUGCUCCGUGAGGCUCGAGCGCCUCCGCCACUCCCCGCGCGCGAGCCAGCCGUGGCCCGUGACGUCACACCGCGAGCCGAGCCCCGCCAGCAGUGUGCAGGACGUGACGUCACACCGCGAGCCGAGCCCCGCCAGCACAGAGAGACCGUACGUGUGUGGAGACUGCAAUAAGCGUUUUACAACCAAAACCUAUUUGUAUAUUCAUAGAAGAACCCACACUGGAGAGAAACCAUACAUAUGUAAAGAAUGUAACAAGCAAUUCGGACGAAAAGAGAUUUUAGUUAGACAUAAAAGAACUCACAGUGGAGUGAAACCUUAUAAAUGUAUAGAAUGCAACAAGAAAUAUGCAGAUAAGGAAACAUUGGAUAAACAUAUAAGAAAUAAUCACCCUGGAAGUGAAAUGACACCAUAUAAAUCAUAUAAAUGUAAAAAAUGUAAUGAGCAAUUUACAUGUGGAGAGAAUUUACAAAUGCACCGGAGAAUUCACGCUGGAGGGAGAUAUGUCUGUGACCAAUGUAACAAGCAAUUCAGAAGGAAAACUAAUUUAACUAGACACUUAAAAGUUCAUGCUCCAGAAAAACGAUAUGCGUGUCAAGCAUGCACCAAGAAGUUUACCCGUAAAGAUCAUUUAGAUAGACAUUAUAUAGUGACCCAUACUGGACGGAAAGCAUUUACAUGUAAGGCGUGCAACAAGCAAUUUGCACUUAAAUAUCAAUUAGAUAAACAUGAAAAACUCCAUAGUGAGGACAAACCAUACAAAUGUAAAGAAUGUGAUAAGCAAUACACACACAGACCUAAAUUAGAGUACCACGAAAGUCGAGUCCAUAGAGGCGAAAAACCAUACAAAUGUAACGAAUGUAACAAAGAAUUCGCACGAAAGCCAUCUUUAGUUAACCAUUUAAAAAGCCUUUGUGUAAUAACGAAUCCGUACAAAUGUAAAAAAUGUAACAAGCGAUACACACACGAAAAUUCUUUACGUUAUCAUGAAGGAACGCAUACUGAAGUGAAACCAUACAAAUGUAAAGAAUGUGACAUGGGAUUCACAAAAAAACUAUAUUUGGUUAACCAUGAAAGAGUUCACACCGCAGAGGAAACAUAUAGAUGUGAAGAAUGUAACGAGGCAUUUACACAAAAAGGUAGUUUAAAUGAUCAUGUAAAAAUUAAACACGGCAAUAUAAUACACAACAUACAAUUCAAAGAUAACUUCGUUGCUUAUGAAUGCCACAUCGAAGAACUACCAUCCAGCUGUAAUGAACGGCACCAGAAUUCAAGUCAAAAAGAUAUUUUAGAUACACAUAAAAUGAGUUACACCGAAGAGAAGCCGUAUAAUUGUGAAGAAUGUUACAACCAGUUUACAUUAAAAUCUGAAUUAGAGAGACAUAAAAAAAUUCAUACUGAUGAACAAUCAUAUGAAUGCGAAAUAUGUGAAACAAUUUUCUUCGAUGAAAUAAGUUUAUUCAAACAUAUUGAAACCCAUAAAUCCAGGAUAUCAUAACAUUGUUAAGUUGUUUCGUAAAAGUGUUAAAU